GGUUUAUGGAGAGAGAUAGGAGAGAGAGAGAGAGAGAGAGAGAGCUUGAGGGGUUUGUUCUUCGAGUCUUGACCUUUCAAGACACAGCAUCUUUCUUUUGAUUCUUUCGUUUCAAUACACAUCUAUUCAGGGAUAUACAAACUUCACCACAUAUGGUUGAUUAAUUUAGGGUUUAAUGUGUGUGGGUGUGUGUGUCAGAGAGAGAUAGACAAAAAGAGAAGGGUAAAGACCAGAGAGAGAGAGAGAUUCAAUUUAUUGAUCCAUCAAGAGAGCUUAUCUUAUCAUCAUCAUCAUCAUCAUCAUCAACUUCAUCUUCAUCAUCAAUUCUCAAUAACCGAACCCCAUUUACACCUGAAAGAGGCUGAAUGAGUAUAAGUAAAAGAGAAUUGCGAAGGAAGUAAACAAGAGUCAGUUCAUUGAUUCAUCAGCAAUCGGCUUAAAUAUAUAUCAUUCAAAUCAACCCCAAUCAACAACCUUUUACCCAUUUCGAUAUAUUCACAGAUGUUCAUGAGAUUUUUGAACGGCAAGCCGUUCAAUUGAUCAAUGUGUUUUUGGUGGAAGUAUAUGAAGAUGGAGAUAGAGUGUGUGCUAUGGUUUUUGUCUCUUCAUCUUUGCGCAAAUCAAAUUGGAUUUUCCGUUUCAAUUGUUUCUUGAAACGGGUUUCUCGAAUUGAUUUCACCAAUAAGGUUUUUGUGCGAAAGCGUGAAAAAAACUUGAAUUUUGUUUUACCCUUUUGAUCUGGGAAUUGGGAUUCCUCCUAAAUCACAGAUUCACACAGUGUGUGAAAAAAUGGCUAACAACAACCAUAGCAAGAACGAAAUACCACCAACUGAGGAGCUCUUAAAGAAGAUCCAUGAUUUAGAACAAAGCCACGCUCAUCUCAAACAAGAAAUGUCAAAGCUAAAAAUCUCCGACGACCAACAAAAAUCCGAACGUCAAAGGUCCAGUUCAGUAUCUCCACGCCGCCCUCGCCGGAAACACAUGGGUGGUGCAAGCGGGAUGUUCGAGGGCGGCGCUGUAGCCGCCUUCAAGAUGGGUUCAGCAUCUUUCCGCCAUUCCUCACCAUUAAGAAGAGAAACUCGCAGCGUUGACGUUAGCUACAGCAACGAUCACAACCAUAACACCUCCGCCACAUCCGCCGCCGACGGCCCUUCAGCUGUGAAGCUAACGGAAACACAAUACUUGAAUAUAUUACAAUCAAUGGGUCAAUCUGUGCAUAUAUUCGAUCUCAACGGCCACAUAAUCUACUGGAAUCGUAUGGCUGAAAAUCUGUAUGGAUACACAUCUUCUGAAGCUUUAGGGAAAACAGCCCAUGAGCUUCUAGUAGAUUCCAACGAUUACACAUUAGCUGAAGCUAUUUUACAACGAACAGCAAAAGGGGAAAGCUGGUCUGGUCAAUUUCCAGUUAAAAACAAAUUAGGGGAAAAAUUUAUCGUUAUGGCUGCAAAUACACCAUUUCGUGAUGAAAAUGGAAUCCUAAUUGGUGUUAUAUGUGUAUCAAGUGAUACACGCCCAUAUCAAGAAAUGAAGCCAUUAGCAACAAUCAGUGCUCCAAGAAGAAUCGCUUCAGCUAAACUUGGACUCGAUCCUCAACAACCUUUACAAACUGCAAUCGCCUCAAAGAUUUCAAAUCUGGCUACAAAAGUUAGCAACAAGGUGAAGUCAAAAAUGAAACCGGGAGAAAACUUCACGGAUCAUGAAGACUCGGAUCACAAAGAAGAUGGAUAUUCAAGUGGGGCAAGUACUCCAAGAGGCGAUCUUCCUCAAUCACCAUUUGCAGGAGGAUUCUCUUCAAAAGACCAAAUUACCGGAAAGCCCUUGGGAGAUUCAGGUGACGAGGGUGAAAACAAGCCCGGGAUCCACAAGCUUCUAUCUUCAAAAGCGGAAGCAUGGAUGGGCAAAAAGGGAAUUACAUGGCCAUGGAAAGGAAACGAUAACCGAGAAGGCGGGUCGGAUCCAAAAACGGGUCGUUUUGGUUUGCAUUGGUUACAUAAUAAUAAUAAUGAUCAAGAAGUACAUGAAUCUGGUCAACAACCAAAAGUAGAAAGUCAACCGUGGGAAAAUAUGAAUCGAAAUGAGGCUUCAGGGUCAUGGUCUUCUUCUUUUAAUGUUAAUAGUACAAGUAGUGCAAGUAGUUGUGGAAGCACAAAUAGUAGUGCUAUAAAUAAAGUGGAUGUGGACACUGAUAGCUUGGAUUAUGAAAUAUUAUGGGAAGAUUUAAUAAUUGGUGAACAAAUUGGACAAGGUUCAUGUGGGACGGUAUAUCAUGCAUUGUGGUAUGGAUCGGAUGUUGCUGUCAAGGUUUUCUCAAGACAAGAAUAUUCAGACGAUGUGAUAUUAUCAUUUCGACAGGAGGUAUCUCUCAUGAAAAGACUUAGGCAUCCAAAUAUUCUCCUCUUUAUGGGCGCUGUAACCUCACCUCAACGUCUAUGCAUUGUCACAGAGUUCCUUCCCCGUGGAAGUUUGUUUCGUUUACUUCAAAGAAACACAGCUAGAUUAGAUUGGAGACGUCGUGUUCAUAUGGCCAUGGAUAUUGCACGAGGGAUGAAUUAUCUUCACCAUUGUCACCCGCCAAUCAUUCAUCGCGAUUUGAAGUCUUCAAAUCUUCUUGUUGAUAAGAAUUGGAAUGUGAAGGUUGGUGACUUUGGUCUUUCGCGUGUCAAGCAUGAAACGUAUCUUACAACAAAGACGGGCAAGGGCACGCCUCAAUGGAUGGCUCCCGAAGUUCUUAGGAAUGAACAAGCAGAUGAAAAGUCGGAUGUAUAUAGCUAUGGUGUGGUAUUAUGGGAACUUAUCACAGAAAAGAUUCCUUGGGAUAGUCUCAACUCAAUGCAGGUAAUUGGAGCUGUAGGGUUUAUGAAUCAAAGGUUAGAUAUUCCCACUGAUGUGGAUCCUCAAUGGGCUUCUCUUAUUGAAAGCUGUUGGUGCAGUGAACCACAAUCCCGACCAACAUUCCAAGAAAUACUAGAUAAGCUUAAAGAUUUGCAGAAGAAAUUCACAGUUCAACUUCAGGCGUCACGCACCACCACCACCACCACCACCACUGCUGCCGCCGCCGCCACCACCACCACCACCACCACUAUUGCUGCCGGAGAAAAUGAUGGCCAAAAGGAAUCAUAGAACAAAAUGGAAGCAUAAAUCACUUUGACCCUCUUUUAUAUUUCGAAGUGUUUGUGGGCCCAUGUCUCUCUAGUCAAGUUGGCUGGUUUUUGCAUGUUGAUUUUAAGGUCUGGUUGUGGUUGUUAUUGUUGUUGUUGAAAAGAGCUUAAAGUUGUGGGAUGAAAGCAUAUCCGAUGAAUCGGAUAGUGUGUGGCCAUUGUUUUGUGAUCCAUAAGGAACACUUUACGAUUGUUUUGUAUAGAGUACAUGAAUUACUUGGAUUUAGAAUUGUGAAAGCAAGUAUAUGUAGAAUUGUAUUUGUCCAUGGAGUUUUAGGGUGUAUGGUGUUAAAUUCGGUUUGGUUUAUAGAAUUGGGGGUUUCGUUUAUUCUUCA
Messenger RNA from Lactuca virosa, 3493 nucleotides. NCBI's taxonomy places the organism in Eukaryota, Viridiplantae, Streptophyta, Magnoliopsida, Asterales, Asteraceae. The record is from the annotation of a GenBank genome assembly.